Orbicella faveolata is the source of this 3652-nucleotide messenger RNA. RefSeq names its product octopamine receptor 1-like. NCBI's taxonomy places the organism in Eukaryota, Metazoa, Cnidaria, Anthozoa, Scleractinia, Merulinidae. Gene Ontology annotation, biological process: G protein-coupled receptor signaling pathway. The record is from RefSeq and is a predicted model, not a curated record. Gene Ontology annotation, cellular component: membrane. Gene Ontology annotation, molecular function: G protein-coupled receptor activity.
UUGAUCAAGGUUGCGAUGAAACAUGUUCAGAUUUUACCGAAUUUUCUUUUAAAAACGUUCGAGGAAAGAAAAACAAAAAAAAAACAGUGAAUUACAAUGGCCGCUGACUAGCUGCCACUAGACGCAGUUGUCAAAUAUGACAGCAAACAAUCCUUUUAAAUCUGAAAACAAAUUGACGCAGUUUGGCGGAUUAAGAAAGCAUACUAAACACGACAUAAUUGAUUGUAAAAGCGUACGGCCAACCUUACUGUCUGACAAAUUGCGUUCGAGUCAAGACUAUAAAAUCCAAUAUCUGAAGGACUUGCGUCUCCCAGUGUGAUUAUGUAAUAGAGUAUCAAGCUAAUGAGAAUGGUUGAACUCGACGUUUGGCCCGUUUGUAGAUCAAUAUACAUUAUAUAGAGAGAAUUCCGUCAUCAGGGUACGCUUAAUUUUGUAGCUUUUUGUUUUAUUUUCAUGUGCCACUAAAUCCUCACGGUAAACAUUAAAACCUGGGUCAGUCAGUAAGGAGAAUUGAUAUCUUGAGAUCUGGACUGACAGGUUAAUUAACACGUACUUUAAGACUCUAUAGUUUAUAGGUUUUACUUCAUUCAAAAUAAGCCUUUUCGCUCGAAGAACAAGUGUUAAUUUCACAACACAGUAACCAACUCCUGUAGGUGCAAAAGGUCUUGGGCUCGUUAGUUUUAAAACUCUGAUUUAUCUUAUUGAGGCAAAAAAGAAAUACAUAUUUCUGAAUUAUAUGAAAACAUUUUCUGAAUCCAUAAUUAAGUAGUGGCUUUGUCCAAAAACUGACAUGGGGGCGUAAUCUGACCUUAAUGUUUUCCAUACUUAAACUGUGCUCGUGUCUUCAAAAACGACAGUUGCUGGAUUCGACCAUUUAACGUUACAUGAUUGUGGAAUCAAUAAGCGUAGCUCCUCUGCCAACAGAAUUGACGCUAUUUCAGUCACACUGCACUUGGCGCAAUUAAUUAACCCAGCAAAAGCUCAUCGCUCAUGUUUAUGUAUUGGAGUUAGUUGCAUUCUUUGUGUUAUAUGCGAUUUCCGUUCAAGCGUGAAUGAUGGCUACAAGUAAGCUCUUGCUUCAAACAUAUUGAAGUAUGUUUAUACCCGAGAAGGGUACAAUAUGGGGGACGAUUCACUAAAUGGGACUCUUCCCAAAUCUGUUACGGAUGUGUCUUCUUUGGAUCCGCGGUCCAACGCUGCCGUUUUCCUACAAGCUGCUUCCAUGGUUGUAAUAAUGCUUGUUGCUGUGGGAGGCAAUCUGCUGAUUCUGGCCGCCAUCUACAUUGACAAGACUCUACAAACAAUUACGAACGCGUUCAUAAUCAAUCUUGCCUGCGCGGAUCUACUUUUGUCGAUUAUCGGAAUGCCGUUUACCCUGGCCUCGUCUAUCAAGUACGAGUGGGUUUUCGGAGACACCUGGUGUAAGGUAAAUGGCAUGGCUAACUCUUUGUUUUGUAUUGCUUCGAUACUAACCCUCGCCGUCGUGUCAGUUGAUCGCUAUUGUGCAAUUCUCUACCCUUUCAAGUACGCAACCUGGAUAACGAACAAAGUCGCUGCUGGUAUGAUCGUUUAUAUUUGGUUCCAUGCGCUACUUAUGGCUUGCCUUCCUCUGACCAACUGGACACAAUACACCUUCAUACGCUCUGAAUCCAUCUGCACAGUGCGGUGGGAAUACAGCAUUUCUUUUACCUUAUUCCUCUUUUCGGUUUGUUUUUUCCUACCGCUCGGGGUCAUGAUGGUAACCUAUUUAAGAAUUUUCCGCACAGCCAGAAAACAAUCCAGAAAAAUAGUUCCAGUCACUGGUGAAAUUGAAGCACGGGAAGACCCGAGUGUGAACGAGUAUUCGGCCGGCAGUCGGGCUCGCUUGAACUCCGAGCUUCUGACUGGAUGUUCCGUUAAAGAACUAGACAUGAGCAAAAGUGACAUUUCCCUAAACAGCGAUGUGUAUGACGAUAAAAUGUUACCAGGUCCCCAAACAUCGUUCGCAGUUUUUUAUGAACGAAAAGAAUUAGGAGCAUUGUCAACUGAAAAUGUAAACACAACUGAUCAACCUUCGAAGGAUUCUGGUUGCGAGGAUAUCAACGUCGGGGGCUCGAGAACUUAUUUGAAACCGAAUGAACUGCCUACUAGAAAGGAACCCAGGAGAACGUCUAGUGCUUAUGAAAGCGUAGAUGGAGAGAGUGUUUUUAAUAGCAGUUGUGGAAGCUUACAAGAAUCAGUUUUGGGUCCGAAAGAACUUCUCGAGAACAAAUCCUCAUCUACUCCACCUGCACCUGUAUCUUCAGACGUGAAUACGCCAUUUUCCAAAUCAAAUAACAUCGCCCCGCGCAGGAAAACUGGAGCCAUUUAUUUACCGCCUAUUGAAACUGUGAAAAGGAAAGAGGAAAUAGAAUCUAUUAUGCAACCUCGUGCGGCAUUAGGAAGUUUAAACAAUAACAACCAAAAUGUAAACGAAUCGACAAAGCACGAUGACGCAAAGUGUGUUGACGAAUACCCUUCUUUUGCUAUUGAAACAGCCGCGAAGAAAGAAGAUAACUUUGCGCAAGAUAACAUGGUUAACCAAUCAAAUUGUCUCUCAACUGAGGGGAAUGCACAAGUCCAGGGACAGCACGCUGGGAGUGAAUUAGCUGAUAACAAACUGUUUCAUAUUCCUGUGGUUGUUUCUCGAUUCUCCUGUCAAUCUUCGUUUGCUUAUUCAACGAAAGAGGCUCCAACAGGCGGUAUCUCGGCAUCGCAAACAAUCGAAAGAAACCCUUCCGCGACACGUAAAAAGAAGUUUUCUACGGCGUCCUUCGCUAGUCUCGCCAAUUUUGCUGGUCCUAACGCGUUCAGAGCGUUUAGUAAAUCGUCACUUGCACUCGUAAAACUUCGGAAAAAGAGAGAUGUUCAAGCUCGGGCGAAAAUGCGUCGCGAAACCAAAGCUGCAAAAACUUUACUGACAGUAGUGGGGACGUUCGUGUUGUGUUGGACACCUCACUUUAUAGGAAUAUUUUGUUUUCUUUUUGAAGACUGUUCGUGGCCUGAUGAAUUCUUUGCUGUGACCACGUGGCUUGCCAUGCUAAAUUCUGCCUGCAAUCCUGUUAUUUAUGGAGUGAUGAGCAGGCAGUUUAGGAAAAGAUUCAAGCAGAUUUUACAGUGCAAACGAGGUUUUUUUUGAGAGAAUUCGAACCAAAAAUGAAACUAUCUUUUUAUAGUAAGAUUUGUUUAUAUAAUUGUUCAGCAUAUCAAUGCGGCUAUAAGAAAAUGUUCAAUUCCAAUUAAAUCCAAAGGAACGAAUCGUUUGGCCUUUUAAUAAAAUUCCACUACUGUUAAUAAACAAAUUUGUGAGUCAUUUUACCGCAGGACACAAUAGAAUACCACGCUAUUAUAUCAUUCAAAUGCUAAUGGCUUCUCUUUGAAUUCUUUGUGAGUUUUUAGUAAAUAGAUAUCUUGUUCGCAUAAAGUUUUCUUAAGUUACUUGACUGUCUUUUUGUUUGAGUGGGAUAAGGUUUUGUCGAUUGUUUUUAAAGACCCCCUGCUGAUGUAUAUCACCUUUCCCGCAGAGUUUUAAAUUAAAUUACUGGCGGGUUAUCAAGAUAUCCGAAGAAAGCAGAUAUAUCUAUAUGCUAUACAUCAUAGUGCUAACUGAGUUUUAAACUUUUAAACAAAAUAA